This is a messenger RNA of Trichoplax adhaerens, 1065 nucleotides long. RefSeq lists its product as uncharacterized. Gene Ontology annotation, cellular component: plasma membrane. Gene Ontology annotation, molecular function: glutamate-gated receptor activity. Gene Ontology annotation, biological process: monoatomic ion transport. The annotation marks the transcript as partial. The transcript has 4 exons. The record is from RefSeq and is a predicted model, not a curated record. NCBI's taxonomy places the organism in Eukaryota, Metazoa, Placozoa, Uniplacotomia, Trichoplacea, Trichoplacidae.
GAAUCACCUUUCGUAAACUGGAAGAUGUCAGCAGAUAAUUUAGAAGGAAAUUCAAGAUUUGAGGGUUUCAUUGUUGAUUUAUUAAACGAAUUAAGUAAAUCAUUGAAAUUUCAGUUCACUUUAGAAGUCGUCAAAGAUAAUAGCUAUGGUGGGUUUAGUCUUAUUUCUCAAGAAUGGAACGGAAUGGUAAAGGAUAUAAUUGACGAGAAGGCCGACAUUGCUGCAGGGGCAUUUUCUAUCACAGUUAAACGAUCUGAAGUUAUUGAUUUUACAAUUCCUUUCAUGGAUCAAGGAGUAACUAUUUUAAUGACCAAACCAAAGACUCCUCCAGUAUCCAUUUUUAGAUGCUUUGCACCAUUCAAUCUUUCCUUAUGGAUUGUUAUUGGAGUAUUUUUAAUCGUUAUAGCGAUCUUAUUUUUUGUAGUCGGUAUUCUUAGCCCCUAUGACUCAUUCAUUGACGCGCAAAAAUGGAAAGAUGAUUAUGGAGAGGUUGUUGCAUCCAUGAAUUUGGGCAAUUCAUUAUGGAAUUCUGUGUCGACUUUUCUACAACAAGGACAUGAUAGGCCUCCUACUGCUAUAUCAGGAAGAAUUAUGCUAGGUUCUGCAUGGCUUGCUUCAUGUAUUAUAAUUGCUACCUAUACUGCAAAUUUGGCAGCCUUCUUGACCGUUGAAAAUUUAAAUUCUGAAAUUAAUUCUUUGCAACAGCUGGCUUCCCAAAGUAAAGUUAAAUAUGGAACUGUACAAGGCAGUAGCGUCUAUAACUUUUUUGAACGAGCGACAAUGGCCCCAUACAAUGAAAUGGCACAGCGUCUAAUCAAUGUUCCAAAUACAGAAGCUGGUAUUAAUAAGACUAAGAAUGAAGAUUAUGCAUUUUUAUGGGAUGCAGCUAUAAUCGACUAUUACAAAAACAAAUAUUGCACGCUGAAUACAGUUGGAGGACAAUUUCGAAAAGAUGGAUAUGCUUUAGGGUUAAGAAAAGGGUCACCAUUUACCCAAGAAAUCAGUAUUGCCAUCUUAAAAUUACGACAAAGUGGUUAUAUCGAGCAUACUCUUAAAAAAUGGUAA